AUGACAUAUCUCUCAUUUGGUUCUUUUUCGUAUUUUGGAGAGUUGGUGCUCAAAUAUGGUGCACAUAUUAACAAAUUACCAGUGUUCCUUCAUCUGGCACAAGAGCUGUCAUUCCCACUUGACACUUUCCACAAGGUUGUUGUAGAGCGACAAUAUUCUACAAUGCUAGCAAUUCAAGAUGAUCCAGGAGUUGGUUUCCGUAAAGCUAUCGAGUUUCAAGGUGGAGUCUCUACCACUAUGGGAACAGAGGCAACGACAACAUUGGGUGUAAUACUGCCGAUUGGAGUGCCGACCGUAAUUCAUGUGAAGACGGUUCGAUGCAUUGUUCAACGUUUGUUUCCGGUGUAUUUGCUGUUGAUGAUUUGA
Messenger RNA from Necator americanus (New World hookworm), 366 nucleotides. RefSeq lists its product as uncharacterized. Bases 1 to 366 code for a protein of 121 amino acids. Lineage: Eukaryota; Metazoa; Nematoda; Chromadorea; Rhabditida; Ancylostomatidae. The transcript is spliced from 3 exons. The record is from RefSeq and is a predicted model, not a curated record.